AUGAACAAGGAAAGAGCUGCUAAUAAUUUUGUUUGUAAAUCUGACCUGACCAUCUCUUUUUCUUUCCUUCCUUUUAAUUCUUCAUUUGAGAUGUUGCCUUUUUGCUCCAUUAUUUCUCUUUUUAUGUACUUCUUUACAAAUUUUCCUCUCUUUCAACUGAUUUUCUUUCUUUCAACUAUUUUUCCCUCCUUUUUCCUUUUUUUUUUGGUAUCUCUUCAGCUUCCCAUUUCUCUGCCUAUUUUAAUCUUCUCUUCUUCCUUUCAUUUUCCCCUUUCAAUUAACCAUCACGCAUUCAGCUUUUCCUCUCAAUACGCACUCUCUUUAAAUCUCUUUUAUUUUUCUUUCUUCCAAUCCAUCUCUUUCUCUCUCCUUUAUUUCUCUUUCCUUAACUUUCUCUCUCAUUCUCCUUUUCCCUCCUUCUCUCUCUCAUGCAACCUCGAUUUCUUCCCCCUCUGUCAGACUCUCUUUAAAUUACUUUGUUUUCUUUCACACUCUUUUACACCUCCCUCUUUCUUCUCUCCCUUCUCUUUUCUAACCUUUUCUCCACGGAUAAACCCCUUAACUGAAAUUCUCCAACUCUUCUUUCUUUUUCUGGAUUUCUCUCUCUUCCUAAUUCAUUUCUUGAUCAAAUGCAUUCAUGCACUUACUCCUCUUCCUUCUUCUUCUCUCCGAACUAACCCCUCUCUCAUUUAUUCUCUCCUCCUCCUCUCAUAG
Molecule: messenger RNA, 714 nt
Organism: Acanthosepion pharaonis
Lineage: Eukaryota; Metazoa; Mollusca; Cephalopoda; Sepiida; Sepiidae
Source: the annotation of a GenBank genome assembly